This is a messenger RNA of Falco peregrinus (peregrine falcon), 5634 nucleotides long. RefSeq names its product proline rich 35 (gene PRR35). The transcript is spliced from 3 exons. Bases 163 to 2718 code for a protein of 851 amino acids. Lineage: Eukaryota; Metazoa; Chordata; Aves; Falconiformes; Falconidae. The record is from RefSeq and is a predicted model, not a curated record.
GCUUCCCACUUUCACAGAGUGAACAUCAGGCAGAGCAGAGCGGCGGCGAGGGAAGAGGAGUCCUGCGUGCAGGGCACACACUGGUUCCUGGAGAGCUGUGGGAAGAUUCACGUGCCGUGCCCUUCCAUUCCCACAAGGAGUCACCUCCAGGCACCUGCCACCAUGUCCAAGGACGAUGUCAGCUGCAAGCUAACCUCGGUCUACAAGCACAAGGAGAGGAAGCCAAAAAAGCCUCACUACAUCCCAAGGCCAUGGGGCAAGCCAUACAACUACAAAUGUUUCCAGUGCCCCUUCACCUGCAUGGAGAAGUCCCACCUCUACAACCACAUGAAGUACAGCCUGUGCAAGAACUCCCUCUCCCUCCUCAUCGAGUCUGACUGGCCCUACAAGAAGGGCAACCUGCUCCACCCGGAGCUGCGGCUCCUGCACGCAACGGAGACCCCCCGCCUGCGUGGGCGGCGGGACGAGCAGGAGACUUGUGACUCCUCGGCCACGUUGGGAGGGUCGGUUAGGACCAGGCAGGCCUCCAACAGGGACAGCCACGAGGACAAGCCGAUGGCAGGGGUGGAGAUCCUGCCUGGUGAAGGGGCUGGUGAAGAAGGUAGCCAGUUCCAAGAGGAGGAGGAUGAUGUCUCUGGCCUGUUGAGGGAGAUGGAUGCGGGGGAGAAGAAAGAGAAAAACGAAGAGGCAGGUUGCCAAGGUGACCCAGCUGAACCAGAAGUGAACGCUUUGGUCUUCGGUUUCAAGAACAAGAGGGACAAGCCUUGCAAGGAGGUGGAGCCUGACUUCAUCAUCACGGAUGUCUUCUCCCUCAAGAACCACGUCAUGAAAAGCAGGGAAAUGGCCUCCCCAGACCUAGAUGCUAAGCCAAAGCAUUGCAAAGUGCCAAAGAAAUGCCUGGCCAGCAGCGGGAUCCUCAUGGAGCAGUGGAAGCUGGUGGCAAAUGGGCAAAGGAGGAACACACCUGAGGUCUCCCCACCUUGUACCGACAGCAACAUCAUCCCAUGCUACCCCCCUCCUGCCUACAGUGACUACCACGAACCUCAGGGCCUCAAUCUCUCACUGCUGGGUAUUAACUACCCGUUAAACCCCGGUCUCUUCUCCUACCUGAGCCCCACCAUGACCAACAGUGCUACGACACACACGCACUUGGCUCAGCUGCCCUUCCUGGCCUCCACAGCCCAGCUGAUGCACCCACAUACCUCCCACUUCCAGCCUCUGCAGAGCCCCGACCGCUCAGCCUUCCUUCCCCGCUUCUACUACCCCUUGCUCUUUGAGCACACCUUCGGCUCCACUGAAGGUAAGAUGUCCUCCAGCAAGCCAGAAGCCCAGCAGCUGGUGGGCUCUGUCAUGCCCACGCCACCCCAAGCCAAACCUCCCAGUGAGCCAACCAAACCAGGGCUGCUGAAGGUGCCCGUUCUGAAGACAGGUUUUCCUUGGUCCAAAGGUGUCAGAGAGGAGCCCGCUGCCGAGCUCAACCACCCUGCCAUGCUGGGGCAGGAGGAAGAGGAGAAAUGGCUGUCCCAAGAGAAGGAGAGCAACCCAGCUUUGGGCCUCAACAACCUACGCAAAAAAACAGCCACCGACAUCUACCAAAACAUAGUGGGGGUGAAGGAUGGCGCUUUUGCCCCCAGUGGUGUCCGGAAGACAGAGCUACCGGUGGUGACCUGUCUGGAGACCAGCAGUCCUCCAGGCAGCUCCCUGAAGAGGAAGUUCACUGCCAAUGGGCUGGAUUUGAUAGGACCCGAAAGGCUGAUGCCUGGAAAACUCAGCUACCAGAGCAGUGGUUCAAGGGCCAACCCUGGCCACAUCCCCAAGGCCCUGGACCACUGGCACAUGGAAGUUCUCACUGGCCAGCCUGAGGAACCGGAGAGGGGCAAUGACACUGAAGCUCUUCACUCUGUGGGUUCUGGCCUGGACCAUGGCCUCUGCAAGCAGAGCAGACCCCAGGAGACUUCUGCCACCAUGACAGACUCUGAGGCCACAACCAUGCUUAUUGGGGACCUGUCCAAAACCUUAGAGGAGUACCAAGAGGUGGAGAAGAAACUGUCUGAUCUGGCAAAGGAGGAUACCCCCGGGCAAAAAGAGCUGAGGGACCAGCUGGUCAAAAUCCGAAAGGAGCUCUACCACAUCCACCAGGCACUGGAGAAAGCCAACAAACCCCACGAAGGGCCUCUGGACCUCUCAGUGAAGAGAUCCUCUGAAGGUCUGGAGAAGGUCCAGCUGGCCAAGAAGGAGGCCUGCAACAUGAGCCUGGGCAGUGAGAAGCUCCAUGGCAAAGACCAAGGGGCCCUCAACAAAUGUGCGGCCACCGGGGAGGCUGGAGAUGGGGAGGGACUGCCAAACUGCCUCCUUGAGGCCGAGAACAAAACCAUCGACCUGCUGAUCAAGAUGAGCCGUUCUGAGAGCCUCCGGGCGUCCUCCUCCGAAGCUCACCUGGGUGCUGUAAUCAAGGCUGAGGUCCUGCCGCUCACCAUGCCCCUGGAGAUGCGGCACGUGAUGGAGCCCUACUACAGCCGCACCACCAAGUGCGAGGCAGACUCCAGUGUCCUGCUCUGCUCCGAUGGCAGAUCCAGCACCACCCAGGGCCCUCAGCUCCCAGUCACCACCGAGGAUGGACCUCUGGGCUGCCGAGCCAUGCAGCGCUCCCUGUCCUGCAGCCUUCCCAGCGAGACAGACACUGUGUGUGUCCACAGCCCUCUGCAUGCCGACCCCUAAGUCCACCUUGCUCAAAAGCUCCUGGAUCUCACUGACCACCUCAUUCUUCACCUUCCUUGUGUUCCACCUCUCCGCUCCCCCUCUUCCCCAUGGAUGAAAGCCUAACCACUGCCUGGCUCGGGCCAUGUUGCGUGGGGUCCCAGCUAGCUCCCCCAGCUGACUCCACAAGGUGUAAAAAAACGGUCCCUGUCCCACCCCAGCGCCAAGGACAGUGCUCCUGGGCUCUGCAUGCUCCACAGCCUCAGCUCCCUAGUCCUGGAACUCCCUUUGAAAGGGAAGUCACUAGGAGGCAAAAAAAGAAACUGCAAAAACCUCCAAGCUUUCCACAGGAGGCUCAGCCAGCCCUCUAACCAGAGACACUCAGGGACUUCAGCAGCCCAGCUCCCACAGUCUGUGGGCUGUGGGGGGACCACAGAGAGGGUAUCUGCAGGGCCAAGCCUCAGUCCAGUCUCGGCUGUGCUCAAACAGGCUGUGGCUGUCACCUUGUACAAAGCAAAGACGUGGUGGCUUGAGGGUCACAGAAGAGAAGCGGAUGCUCAGCUGGACUGACCCGGAGGCCGAGCACUUUCCGCACUGUGGAGACAUCCCCCCAGCCACAAUGACAAGAUGACACAGGAGCCACCUUGCCACAGUGACACAUCUGGGUCCUGAGCUCUCCCACCAAGGGCAUUUGCCACGUGUGGGGACUUGUUCCUGCCCAUAGGUCCCCCAGCGUCCGGCUCCUCCUUUUGCCUUUAUACAGAAAGGACCUUCCCUCCCGCUGCCCCGAUGGCCUCUCCCCAUGCAGACAUGAUGCACAUUCUUCACAAAGGUCCCGAUCCUGCAGAGUACAGCUCCCAUGAGCUCCUGCCCACUGGUCCUAAUCCCCCAAAUUAUGACACAUGAGACAACAAAAUGGGUGAGACGAUGCUGCCACAAGCCCCACUGCUGAAGGGGCAAAGACCCUAAAAACAACUGUGAAGGGACAAACUUGGCCUGUCCCAAGCUGGAACGAUGCUGAGUGGUCCCCCCUCAGCCAGAGCAUCAGAAAGCCAACCACCCAGGCAAGCCUGCUGCUUGCAGGAUGAGCGCUGGCCUUCCCAAAAUGUCACCUUGUCCCCAUGCUCGGUGGGGGCUCUGGCCUCUGCCGGGCAGGCUGGUACCCACCGCAGGGCAGUCACACCUCCCUGUCCCCCACCGCCCUGCUGAGCAGCAUUUGCUCUGGCUCAGGAUCUCCCCAUGGCUGGGCCAGGAUUUCUUGGACUCCCUCCCACUGUGCGGGUAUAAUGUGCUCUCCUCAGCCUGGAAAAGCCAGGCAGCUUUUCCUCUCCCAGCCACACUCCCUGCCUGGGACAUGGUGGGCUCUCCUGUUAGCACCCAGGGCCUUCACCAACUUGCUGGUGGCUUGUUCUUCACAAUGAGAAGAGCUGAGAUGGGGGUCAUGGGGGCAGGAGGGCAGGACAAAGACAACAUCAAGAAAAGCCACAAAUCAGGGACCUACACAGCACAGCCAGGGAGCUUUAGAUGCUGGCUCUUCACUGGGCACAAAGCGGACAAUCCUAUGGCGAGUGACAAGCCAGCACGUGGGACCCGGCACUCCCAAGUACUUCGAUGGGCCCAGACAACAGGAAGAGUUGGCUCUUCCCACAUGAUUGCUUGCUGGACAAAGCUUCCACAUCAUCAAAGGGGUUUAUUUCUCACUCAAGGACUUUGCUUAGGGUACACAGGCAUGCACAGUUAUUGGUCUUUUUAGAGAAAAGUGUGGGGAGGGACAGAGAGAUGCUCAGCUCAGCACCAUAACCCUCCUGAGCCAGCUCCCAGUCUUCCUGAUGGGCCAUGUCCUGCUGCUUCCCAGCACAGCCCUGGCCCCACAAGACCCAAGUGAAGUUCAUGAGACGCAGCCAGAACAGACCCCAGAGUCUGGGUGCAGAACCCUCGAUCCCAGAGCCCAGGGGAGGUGGCACUGGGCCCUUCUUCCUGGGUUUGAAUAAAUGCUGUGGCCUUGGGAUGCCAUAACACCAUCAGCACAGCAGCCCCCUCCAGACCAAGCACCUUGCUUGCUCUACCCACCCCCAACAGCCUGCCAGUCUCUCUCCAGCCUCUUCUGCCACCCUGUGCCUCUCUGCUACCCUUUUCCUCUCUGCCAUCCCAUACCGCUCUGCCAACCUUUUCUGCUCUGCCACCCCAUGCCCCUCUGCCACCCUACCCUCCCCAGCUCACACAGCCCUGGCAGCCGCCACCCCCCCCCUGCCAGCACCUCCCCAUCCCUGUACCUCAGGGCUCCCCACUCUCCCCCACACCAGCUUCUCUGUGCAUUUUCCAUGCUGGGACCCUCACCCAGCGCACAGCAGGGCACCCACAGGCACAGCCAAGAAGCUGGAGCCCUGUUUUCCCAUGACAUCCUUCCCUGCCCACCUGGCUGUUACCUCCUCUGAGGAACAAAAAGGCAUGUAGGUCCCACCACUCACCAGGGAGCCCUACCUCCUCCCAGCCCCGAGCAUCGCACUGCUUUUCUUAGGUGAUCCCCAUCUGAACCCGGGCACCUUGGAGGCCCAAGACACCAGAGGGGCAGCUGAGCUCUGUGACCAGCAGCCCUGGGCUUCAGUAGGAGAGCUGUGCCCAGACCACCAGGCAGUGCUGCCUUUCACCCCCUUUUAGCUGAUAUAUUGCCUGCACACCAGCCACCUUUCCCUCCCCAGCCGCUGACUCCCUCCUGCCACCCCAAGCCGGGAUGCUGCCCUGCUCCAUGGUGCCCACGCUGUGAGCCAGGCACCUCUCCCACGAGCCGAGCCAGCGCCAGCAGCCCUCGCCACAUUGCUCAUGGUCUCCCUCACCUCCGUAGAAAGCCAGGGGGCAAGUGGAAGGUGGAGGCUGACCACACAGUAUUUAUUGUUCACAGUUUUACGAAUGUACAAAACAAAACCAAACCAUUAAAGG